AUUCCUAGAUGGGUGUGGUGUGUUUAUUAUAAUAAUAAUGGAUUAGAUUUUAUAGCGCUUUUCAAGGCACACAAAGUGCUUCACAAUGACGUGAACCAACUUAUUCAUUCACUUCCCACUCACUGGUGGUGGUAAUCUAGAUCUGUAGGCACAGCUGCCCUGGCGUAGUCUGACGGCAACGCCUCUCUGACCACUACCAAACAUUCAUUUAUUCAUCACUGUUGGAGGCAAGGUAGGUGAUGUUUCUCGCCCAGGGACACAAUGACUGGAGGGAGGAUCAAAACACCAACCUUCCGGUUUCUGGAUGUAACUUUGUGUUUUGUCAUUCAAGGCCAAUGACUGUGUCCUCAGCUUUACGAAAGAUUUGUCUCAGAGAUGUUGGGCCUCCUGUGACCGCCAACUCCCACCAGCAGGAAUGUCCACCCACAGGCCCAAAAGAGCGCGGCCUGGUCCCUUCCCCUUCUGGAUAUCUCCACUUGACCGCGGAAAGUUCUGGCGAGGUGGCCUCCAGAUUACAAGAGACCUCCAGGAGGAAGGAAGACUGGUCGACAUGGCGCUGCUGUGCUACAACAAAGGCUGCGGACAGAAAUUUGUGGCAGACAAGAACAAGGAUGAUUCCUGCGUCUUCCAUCCUGGAAUCCCCAUCUUCCACGAUGCCCUAAAGGGUUGGUCAUGCUGCCGCAAGAGGACCACAGACUUCUCAGAGUUCCUCUCCAUCAAGGGCUGCACCCGCGGGCCCCAUAGCAAUGAGAGGCCGUGCGAACCUCUAGUACCCGAGGUGUCGUCAGACAAGGCCACCGGCAAACACGGCAACGGUCAGGAGAUCAUUUACCAAGGACCCAAAUCUGCUGAGAAACUGCAGAGAGAGAGACCAAGUUCAGACGAGCCAAAGACCAAACUGCCCAUCAGAGUGUCGUCAUUGCUGGCAAGGGAACUGGAGAAACUGGACAUCAGCACGAGAGCCAAGAAUGAGAAGAAAGAGAGUCAAGGUGCGGUGCAAGGGACGCGAUGCAAGAAUGCAGGAUGCAAAACAGUCUAUGAAGGCCCAGAAACUGACAUGGAAGUCUGCACACAUCACCCUGGAGGGCCGGUCUUCCAUGAGGGCUACAAGUACUGGAGCUGCUGCUGCAUCAAGACCAUGGACUUUAACGUCUUCCUGGACCAGAAGGGCUGCACAACAGGGAAACACUGCUGGAUACCCAAACAGGACAAGAAGAAGGUGGCUUGCAGACACGACUGGCACCAGACAGCGAACAACAUUGUCAUGAGCAUCUACGCCAAGAACGCCAAUCCCGAGAUCAGCAGUGUCGAGGCCAAUGGGACGGUGGUCUCCUGUCAGAUUCAGUUUGAGGAGGACAAGCUUUUCAGGAGAGACUUCCACCUUUGGGGGGUCAUUAAUGUCCAACAGAGCGCCGUCAACAUGGUGCCCUCCAAAGUGGAAAUCACCCUCUGCAAGGCCGACCAGGUGGCUUGGGGCAAACUGGAGGAUCCCAGCUACAAACCGGAGCCGGAGCCCGUGGAGGAAACGGCGGUGGAUGCCCUUGAGGCGCAGCGCCCCGACUGGGACAUUGACGACGAUGACAUCAGCGACUCGGACGAAGAGUGGGCCUACGACACGCUGCCAAAGGAUGCACAAAAGGAGUCAACAGCUGCAGGGAAGAGGCAGGCGGGCGGGGAAGACAUGCAAAAUGAAAAGAGGAGAGAGGUGGAGCAGGAGAUGAGGAGAGCCAGGGAGGAGCAGAGGAAGGCCGAGGAGGAGAGGGAGAAAGUGAAGGAGCUUAGGAGUCAGGAGGAAGAGGAGGGAUACGAAGAAAUGCCCGAACUGGAGUGAAACCUCAAAAUUACAGUAAAUCCUUGUGUUUAUUUAUUGACCUUUUUAUUUGAGAGAGCAUGCAUGGAAUAAAACAUUUUCUUUUUUAGAUGUCUUUUUAUGCUUUUUGUCAUAACAUGAAAUACUAAUACAGUUAAUAAAUAA
Dunckerocampus dactyliophorus (ringed pipefish) is the source of this 1975-nucleotide messenger RNA. RefSeq lists its product as uncharacterized. The coding region runs from base 416 to 1831 and encodes 471 amino acids. The record is from RefSeq and is a predicted model, not a curated record. NCBI's taxonomy places the organism in Eukaryota, Metazoa, Chordata, Actinopteri, Syngnathiformes, Syngnathidae. The transcript has 11 exons.